GAAGUAGCCAUCUUGGAAUUUAUGUGAUCAAUAUUUGGUCUCGGUGAGUGAUUAUUGGCGAUGGAAGGUGACUGACAUCCGUAGGUUCUGUGGAGCAGUCGUCAAAUUAACGGGAUGUUUUUACUUUGUGGACCUCAGUGAGUUGAGACAACGUUGCAGGGAAACCUGUCCGUUUACGUCAACUAAAUUUCGGCACAAAUUUGUUGAUGGCAGGUACCGUUGCAAAGUUUCCAAGUCCCGCUUACAAUGUCAACGAUGAUCACUAUAUAACACAUCCGUCUGGUAUCAGUAUAAUGGAACAAGAUGUAGUGCUCGAUCAACUCUACGAUCAGAGCUUCCAGAAAAGGGCAGACAUUCUAGACCAGCUGCGUCAGACUGCCAGGAGACAUGGAGGCCGGUUGCCAUUCCAGGACCAGCUCUCCAUAUUUCAAGGAUUGUCGAGGGCGGUAUCGGAUACCAACUGGGACGUUCGCCACCAAUGUAUCAACCUGAUUAAUGAACUGAUUCCAAAAUUAGAUGAUAACUUGGAUAAGUGCAUGACAGUUGUGCUUCCUAAGCUUAUUCCUAAUCUUGGAGACAGCAAAAUUACAAUAAGAAAAGCAGUUAUACAAACUGUUCAUGUUUAUAUGAAAUAUACCAGUAACAUCCAGCAGGUUUUUCAUGCAUUAGUCCAGUUUGGUUUAGAAAAUGAGGAUUUCAAAGUCAAGAGAGAGACCACUGUUGCGCUACCUAUGCUCUUUACAAAGGAGUUUGAAAAUGAGAAUUUGUUGGAAAUUACACAGGCUUUGGCCAAACAACUAGUAGCCACUUCUCAAAGUGUUGAAGACAAUCUCACUCAAGUGUCAUUAAUGUCACUUGAAAAAAUCAGAACUCUUGUAGGAGACAAUGUGUUUGAUGCAUAUAUUCAGCGACUGCCAGUUCCUGUCCGACGGUACUACUGCAAGUUAACAAACAGAAAAGAAGAAAAUGGCUUUGAUAGUCGGACAUCUAGCACAGACUUGAACUCCAGUUUAAAUGGUACCCCAAGGAGAUUCACAGUCAGUACACAAAGCAAUGUGGCAUCUCCAAGACCAUCAGGGCCCAGUACUCCUCUCCAGGAACAGAACCCUAUUGUUCAUACUCCCACAUAUCAGCAGCAGAGUUCUCACAUUGUGGAGAUGGGCAUUAUACCUAGUCACCUUAUGGAGAGAUUGAACAAUCAGGAGGACUUCAGAGCAAGACAGGCUGCCAUUGAAGAGCUCAAAAUUAUCAUUGGAGGGCUUCAGGAUGUGGAUUUAAUUAUACCACAUAUGAUGCCCUUAGUUGGCCUUCUAAACAAUAUGCUUGAUGAUAAGAACUUCAGAAUAAGUGUGACUACCAUGGACAUAUUAGACAUGCUUGUGGUCAAGCUUGGUUCAAGUGUUAGGCCUUUUUCCAAACCAAUACUGAAUGCUGUGUGCAAAUGUUUAAAUGACAAUAAAAUAGUUGUACGUCAGUCUGUGCACAAAGUGGCCAGACACUUAAUGACCUCGCUUUCUCCCAAAUUUGUGUUAUCUGUGAUCUGUGAGCAGCUAGGCAAUCGAAGUGCAAGGAUCCGCCAAGAAGCACUGAAUAUCAUCAUAGCAGCACUUCUGACUUUUCCCAGUUAUGACUUUGAUCUGCCCUCAUUGUGUCAAACUAUAGGGCCUACACUAGUUGACUCCAAGAGGCAUGUAAGACAAGCAUCUUUGGAGUGUUUUGGCAUGCUGGCCCAAGCUAUGGGAGCUGGGAGGCUACAGCCCCUAGUCCAGGCUGUAGAUAGUGUAGAGUUAAGCUAUGAAGGGGAUGGAGUAAUGGCUGCAGUGCAGGCACGGCUAGCCAGACGACAACUUCCUAGAAUCAACAGUGAGGGAUUAGUUGAAUAUGCCACCACUCUCUCUUCAAGUUCACAGAAAAGUUCGGCCUCUAUAUCUGCCUCACAAGGGGCUGAUAUAGACUGGAUUAUGCAGGCUGCAGGGGGUGGGGGAGGCUCUGCAAGAUCAGCACGAUCAGACACCAUGGAGUUGGAAUCAGUUGCAGGAUCUGCACGCUCCACACCAGCCCCUGCUUUAGAGAGCCCUGGCUCUACCGGACCCUCUCCAAGGAGAUUUCUCAGUGCUGGUCGGGAUAAGAAGAAACUCCCUUGGGCUGAGGACGAUGACAGCAUUGGUAGGGAAGAAAAUGGAGGCUAUCAUUCAUCAAAUACACCUGCUUCACAAGCCCGUCCACCAAAACCUCUAACAGAGAGUACCCCACCUCCAUUCAAACCAAGGACAACUUGGGGCGAAGAAAGCUUGGGAGCACAUACAGAAAACCAGCCUCCUCCACGUAAACCAUAUAGAAGACAGACUUCUGGGGGUAGUGGUGUUCCCAUCAGAGAUCAGUCUCCUGACACAGGUGGAAAGUCUGCCAGUAGUUACAAACAAAUAUAUCUUAGAAACAAGUUAAAAUCAAACAGAGACAAUGAUUCAGGCACAGAAAAAGGUGGUCCUAUGUCCUCGGCCACAUCAUCACCAGCACGUAGUAGGGGGAGCAGUGGGCCAGUGGCAGAAAGCUAUCCAGAUGACACAGCCAUGUUCAACAAACCUUACUUUCCGUCCAAUUCAUUUGGAGGCAAAGACGUUAAGGAUCUGUCUAGCUCUUGGCCAGAUGGGAAAAGACUGGACUUCGAAACAAAACCCAACAAGCCGAUAUUGGACCCAAUUUCAGCCCCAGAGACACCCAACUUUCCAGACUGGCCUGAACACAACCAUCCAUUGGAAAGCCUCCCCAGAGACCAUUACACCCAAGACAGUAGGAGAGAUGUUGAUCCAUUGGAAUCUCCCAUCCCAUUGAAACCCACCUUAGCUCGCGGAUCUGCGUCAAAACGACACAAAGUCCCUCCACUCUCAGAUAGAGGCUCUGCGCGGAGAGAAGAUGAUGAGAAGGACAGUGGGAGGGACAGCCUUGAAAACACCUUGGAUGGUGCACCUAAUUCUGAAGAACUAAAUACGUCACUCCGCAGCAUCCGUACAAGUGCCAAAAGAAAGGUGGAAAAGCUGUUUGAGAAACUUGACAGACAAGAACAAAACCAGUUUGGGACUGACCCAGGUCAAGAAAACUCCAAUUCUCCCAGUCCCGAUUACUUGUUGGAAAGUGGAGUGUUUAGUCCUUUGUCCACUUUAAGUCCACGAGAUGAAGCAAGUGAGGUAUCAGACAAGGGAAGUCGGAGAACAAGCAAUAAGAAGUCUGACUCACCCUUUGAAACAAAACCCAGAAUAGCCAGGAUGAACUCCAUGAAAGAAAAGAAAAAGAGCCAAGAAAACCUUUUGGACAAUAACAACAGGAUGGAAAAAGAGAGUCCCCAUUUGGAUUAUAACCCAAACAGUGGAGUUACCUUUAAAGAGAAUCCCAACUCUGAUGUAAAAGUAAUAGGAAGGGGAUAUGCUGAGGAUGCCACCCCUGGGGAUCUUAGAGCAAGUCAGAUACACUCAAAGGCCAGGGAAAAAAGGAGAUUGGCUAAAGGGCCUGUGCUGUCUCCCCUGGGUAUGGCAUCCAUGUAUUCCCAUGGUGCAGCUGAUCCAGAGGAAGAAAAAGCUGCUAAUGGAAUAGGGGUAGUUGGAAAAGAAUUCAUGUUAUCAAAGCAAAAGCAUUUUCAUCAUUUUGGUUGCCAGAUGUCUUUGUAUAAGGAUCUUGAAAACACAACAAAAGUUCUACUUCACAAGAAUGGUGAGAGCAAUGGCUUUAUUAGGGAGGAUUGUGAGAAAGCUCUGGCAAACAUGAUUGCUGAGGUGACUCCACAGAGGGCAUUAGUAGCUAUCAUUCAGGGAGGUGGACAACACAAGAAUGCAACUGUAAGAAGAAUCACCUCCCAGCUUUUAGUGGGUUUAGUUGAGCGUAUGGGACCUGGCAGAAUUCUCAGUGGGGUUAAAGAUACCACAGACAGAGUAUUGCCAUUGCUGGCCCAGUUUGCCACUGAUGGCUCUCCAGAGACGAGGUACAAUGCCCGCAAGAUCCUCUACAUGCUGAUGUCCCACCAGGACUUUGACAAGUGUCUCACCAAAUAUCUUCCACAGAAUACACUGAGAAAUAUACAGGAGGUUGUUGACAACGUGAGACAGAAGGGCCCUGGUGAUGAUCCAAGUGACACCCCUACAGCUCGAUCCAGGAGGUCAGGUCAAGGGUCAAGGUCACGUGGAAAUUCUGCUGGAAGUAGUAUGGUUGAUGGCUCCCAAGGUUCUCCCUCCCUACCGUCCAGUUCCUCGAGCAAAAAGCGAGGUCACAGGGUACACAUGGAUGAACAGACUCAGGAAGAGAUAAAAGAGAUGAACAAUAUGCUGGGAGCUAGCGACUGGAAGCAGAGGCACGAAGGGCUGACAAGGCUGACAGAAAUGUGUGAGCAAAACCCAGAAGUUGUAGGGGCAAAUAUCACAAAAAUUUUUGAUAAAUUUGUUUCAAGACUGAAUGACUCCAACAGUAAAGUGAACCUGUUUGCAUUACAAGUGUUGCUUCAGAUCACACCCCUCCUUAAGGAUUAUAUGGGCUCCUGUAUCAAUAUGGUAAUCCAAACAGUGUCCAACAAUCUAUCUUCCAAGAACAAAGAUAUCUAUAGCACUGCAAUGGAUAUAUUGGAUUGCUUUAUGGAACAUCUAGAUGAAGCUAUUCUUCUCCAGCCAUUUGCAAACCAAGCCCAAGCUGGCAAUGUGAGAGUGAAGCCAGACAUGAUAGAGAAAGUGGCAUACUUGGUCACCAAAGUAUAUCCACGCAAGCAGAAACCAGUGAUGCUCCAUGUUCUGCCACUAUUAUGGCACCUUCUUGGUGCCCAGGCCAGCAGUGGCUCUGUACAGGGUGGGACAGGCAAUACACAAACUGCCACGGCACGCCUGGUCUCCAGUCUGUACCAGCAGAUGGGACAAAGCUUACUGGAUCAGGCUAGCAGUCAUCUAGCACCCAGGCACAUGCAGACUCUACAGGAUAUGAUCCAGAAUCAGCAACAGUGAUUUAUUUGUAGCCUGAAGCCUGUUUAGGUGGUGUUGGCUCCAUGAUGUGAUAUGGUGUUUUGUUUGAAACAGAAGCAAAUACCUUGAAUUGCAGAGAAAAAGAUUGCAUAAUAUGCAUAGAGAUCUCACUGAAUUAGUCUCAUCUCUGAUACUGUUUGCUGGAGAAGGCUACAAGGAUGUACUGGUUUCAGGGCUUUUCCCUGUCCUUAAGAAGGGGCAAUACUGUACUUAAAACUGAUGCCGUCCACACCUUUGCUUUCAGGACUUUUGUCAAACAUGCCUAAGUCUUAAACCCCUUUUACACUGGACAGCGACCUUGCUGCGUCCUUUGUGUGACCAUAAAACUGGCAUUGCUGUGGUCGUAGGAGGCACAAGCAUUGCUUUGGUUGCAGCAUGAAAGCUCAGUGAUUGGCCAGUUGUCAACACGUGAAGUAUUAUUUUUUUACUCUCAAAUCGGGCCGUACUAAGGAAUGCAGAAAGGACGCCGUCCAGUGUAAAGGGGGCUUUAAUAGUUAUGUCAACAUUCUUUCAUUGUGAUAUUCAUACAUAUCUUUAUAACAGAACUGCUUGUCCAUGUGAAUGUGUGAACAAUUAUUUACAGUAAAUAUUGAUUGCUCAAUUUUAUCAUUAUUAUAGUUUUACUAUAAUUAUUGUGGCAUGCAUUGCCUGUUGCACUGUUGUAGCAUGUCCAGUUUUCAGAAGGACAUUCGUUAUUAUUGCAUUUUACUUAGAUAUGCCUUACUGAGUUUUUAAGUCUGCUACACUAUGUGCCACAGUAUUGGAAAUGAACAUUUGGCUUCUCUUUUGUUAUUUGGGAUAACCAAAGAGAUGUCAUGCACGAACUGAAGUCAGAAUUAUUUGUUAUUCCGUCCAGUUAUUACAAAACAAUUUGUUGAUGGGAGAUUUUUAUAUGUGUGAAUGUGGUAGAGCGAACUGUGUUUAUAUAUAAAUAAAUAUAUGUAUAUGUGUAUGUACAAAUAAUGAAUAUACGGAUAUGAUAUACAUUGCAAGUUAUUAUUUUUGCACUACUUACUCAAGCUUUGUCUUAGCUUGUCCCAUGCAUUCCUUGUUUAAUUAACUACAUAUAAUUAUCAUUUCUAUUUUAUUUUUGAAAAAAAAAAAGUAUUAGUGUAUGCUUUUG
This is a messenger RNA of Lingula anatina, 6117 nucleotides long. RefSeq names its product TOG array regulator of axonemal microtubules protein 1-like. Gene Ontology annotation, cellular component: cytoplasmic microtubule; cilium. Lineage: Eukaryota; Metazoa; Brachiopoda; Lingulata; Lingulida; Lingulidae. Gene Ontology annotation, biological process: microtubule cytoskeleton organization. Gene Ontology annotation, molecular function: microtubule binding. The record is from RefSeq and is a predicted model, not a curated record.